GAUAUGGCCGAAAAGUAUCUGAAAGUUGGGCAGCGAGUCGAGCUGACGGGCAAGGAUGUGCGUGGCACGAUCGCGUACGUCGGCAUGACCUCUUUUGCGGUCGGCAAAUGGGUCGGCGUAAUAUUGGACGAAGCCAAGGGGAAGAAUAAUGGAUCGAUAAAAGGACAUCAGUACUUUUCGUGUGAAGAAAACUACGGAAUGUUCGUACGGCCAACGCAGCUGAUGUUUAUCGAUGAUGCUGGUAAUCCGAUCGAGGAGGCACAAACACCGGAUGAAAAACCGAGGUCCCGAUUGAGCAGUGCUAAGCGUACAACUGGCAGAGUACCUGCGGGCUCAGUUCGAUCACUUGCCUCAAUGCCUGGAUCGACACAAACUUUUACGGCCAAGCCAACAGCGGUGCGCCGAAAGUCUCCGGUCAAGCAGCCGCAAACGAAGCGCGCCUCCAUGACAAUGACACUGUCAACAUCCAGCUCUAGGAUGUCACUCAACCGGAGCACCAGUUCCCUCGGUUCCAAAACCCAACUUACCUCACCGGGCAGUGAACGUGCAUCGGGACAAUCCUCCAUUCCUACGCCCGUUUCAUCCAUCCCAACCAUGGUCAAGCCCGAUCGGCACGAACCCCUGCAACGAUCGCACAUGAGUCCACCGGAAUCGCUGCAAACAUCGAAGCGCGCCUCCUUCGUCGAGACCGGCUUUGUGGAAACACUAAAGCCACAGUUCACCCCGGGGCAAUCGCUCAUCUCCCCAUCGCCAGCACCAACACCCGCCCCGGGCUCCUCAACCGAAGAUCGCAUUCAUAUUCUGCAGCUCCAGCAAGAGUUGGACGAGAUGCGCAAACUUAACGGUGAUCUGAGUGAAAAGCUCGAAACAUUGAAACAGCGCCGUGCGGAAGAUCGCGAGCGAUUGCGUGAGUUCGAUAAGCUGAAAACACAGUACGAACAGUUGGUGGAGUUUAAGAGCAAAAUCAUGGACGCUCACUCGCUACUCCAGCGUGAUCUGCAGCGUGCGAAACAGGAAGCUAAGGAUGCGAUCGAGGCACGAGAUUUGCACAGCGAAGAGAUGUCUGAGCUGGCAGAAAACGUUGAGCUCAUCACGCUGGACAAGGAGAUGGCGGAAGAGAAGGCGGACACGUUGGCACUCGAGCUGGAAACGGCCAAGGAGCGCAUCGAAGAACUUACACUCGAUCUGGAAAUUUUGAAAACGGAAAUGCAAGAAAAAUUAGGCUCACGCGGCACGGCGGGUAGUGGUGGUGUUGGCACGGGAGGUGACGGGCCGACGGCCGUUGCCUCCACGUACGAAUUCAAACAGCUCGAGCAACAAAAUGCACGCCUGCGGGAAACGUUGGUCCGCUUGCGCGAUCUCUCCGCACACGAAAAGCACGAAAUUCAAAAGCUUGAAAAAGAACUGGAAACCAAGAAAUCGGAAGUGACCGAACUGCAGCGUACGAAGGAAAAGUUUUCGGCCAAAAUCGACGAACUGGAAACGCAGCUGAGCGAUCUACAGGAGCAGGUUGAUGCGGCACUCGGGGCCGAAGAGAUGGUUGAGCAGCUGGCCGAAAAGAAGAUGGAGCUGGAGGAUAAGGUGAAAUCGCUCGAAGAAGAGGUGGCGGAACUGGAAGCGCUCGAGGAAGUACACGAGCAGCUGGUCGAAAGCAACCACGAGCUGGAGAUGGAUAUGCGCGAAGAGCUGGAUCUAGCGCACGCCGCCAAGCGUGAAGCGAUACGGGAAAAGGAUGCUGCCCUCGAGACGAUUGUGGAUCGUGACCAGACGAUCCUUAAAUUCCGCGAACUUGUUCAACGGCUGAACGAUCAGUGUCAGGAGUUGCGCGAACGGUUGAACCAAGAAUCGACCAAGCAGCAACAACAGCAGCAGGCCAAGGACACUGCACUCAUUACGGAAACGAUCGACUUCAAGCAAAUGUUUGCCGAAUCGAAGGCUUUCACACGGGCUAUCGAUCUGCAGCUGCGGCAAAUUGAGCUGACACAAGCAAACGAGCACGUGCGCUAUCUGAGCGCAUUCAUGCCGGACGUGUUUAUGGCACGGGGUGGUGAUCACGAUGCCAUUCUCGUUAUACUACUCGUUUCGCGCAUCGUGUUCAAAUCGGGCAUCAUUGUCAGUCAGGCACGGGAACGCUUCUCUAACGUACCGCAGAUGGAUCGUGCAGCAAUCCUUUCCGGGCACGAGGUAGCACAGUUUGGAUUCCGGUCGCGUUUGCUGCAUCACGUGCACAAUCUGCAGAGCAUUAUGCACCAGUUCCUGUUUAGUAUGACGGGCUGUAAGGCAGAUACGUUGCUGAAAAUCGGUGCGGCACUGCCGGAGAUGCAGGCCCAGGAAAAGAUGGUGGACGAGAUAGUGGAUAUGUUGAAGGCGAACCAGCUCGACGAAAACUCUUCCACGGAUAAUCUCGAGAAAUGUGUUACAUUCUUCAACGCAAUGUAUGUGGUACUGCUGACCGGUGAGGAUCUCGUCAACGAAACACAAAUUGUGCGCGAUUGUACGGCUUCGAUCGGUGCGGCAUGUGAUUCGAUCGCGAAUGAUUCCAACAUCAUUAAGAUACUGAUUAAGCCUGGCGAUGAAACUAGCGACUCCGGACUGCUCCUCCAGUAUAUCCUUCAGAACGUAGAAAACAUACGCCAACAGCUAAAGCUCGUCAAGCGUCGCCUACCGCAAGAUGUCGCCAUCACCAAGUGCAACCUCUCGAUGAACACGCUGCUCAACCUGAAACGUACCGCCGAAGCACUGAACAAGGUGAUGAGCGUACUGUUCUACGCUACCCGCCAAUGUCUCCAGCUGGUCACACUCGAUCCAGAAACGGAAACAUCCGUACCACACGACAAGCUGUGGGAGAUCCUCUCGAACGGUUGCGAAAAGGUGUACGAGCAGGAUGACCUCGGUCCGUCACAAAACGUGCGCACCGUGCUCAGCGCAGCAAGCACCGAUAUGGGCCAGCUGGCACAGUAUCUGCUCGAUCACGAGUAUGAAAUCAUUUCGGCCACAAACACCGCCAAACCGGAGGAAAAACCGGUGGCACCGAUCAUCCUUCGGGCGCAGGCAGUGAAGAAACAGCUGGAAGAGACGAAAACACUAACGGCAACGCUCGAAAACCGUGAGGCCGAAAUUCGACAGCUUAAGCUGGCCGCUAAGCUCAAGCAGAACGAACUGUCCGAAAUGCAGAUACGCAAAGAUUUGGCCGAGAAGAAGCUGUCCGUGUUGCAGCAGGAUCACGAAACGAAUACGACGCGCCUACAGAAGCAGUACGACGAAGUGUGCGCCAAGCUGAAACAGAAGGAAAAAGAAUUCGAAGAAACGAUGGACCACCUGCAGAGCGAUAUCGAUUCACUCGAGAGCGAAAAGAGCAGCCUGCGCGAUAAGCUGAAAUCGUUCAGUUCGCGCAAGGUCGAUCUCAAAACUACCACGGCCCUGGACAUUUCUGCCAGCUCGCCCUACAUCGCCCAGGAACUGUCGCUCCUGAAGCGUGCCUUUAAGGACGAACGUACCGAACGGUUGAAGGUGCAGGCGAACGAGUAUCGCAAGAUUCUGGCCGGACUGGAACCGCUGCACGUACCGCAACCGAAGGACGACCGCAUCCAGGAGCUGGAGCAGGAGAUUACGCGCGUCAAGCACGACCUAAUCAUGUCCCUGGUGAAGGGUGCCGAAAUCCCUUCCACCUACACCGUGCACGGUAGCGUCUCGAAGUCGAUCCUUGAUCACGAAAAUCAACAGAAGCAACAUCAAACACAGAUACGGGCCAAGGCGGAACAGUUGGCGUGUGAUGUGGUGCAGGAGUAUCUUAGUCGAAAGCCGCACCGUGCUGCCAAAGCCGAUUUUGCUUCCUUCCCAUCGAACGAGCUGUCGGCUGCGUUUCGUGUGAACGUUCGGGUGUGA
Molecule: messenger RNA, 3885 nt
Organism: Anopheles maculipalpis
Lineage: Eukaryota; Metazoa; Arthropoda; Insecta; Diptera; Culicidae
Gene: DCTN1-p150
Product: dynactin subunit 1
Exons: 9
Coding region: 4-3885 (1293 amino acids)
Source: RefSeq, a predicted model, not a curated record